Messenger RNA from Pecten maximus, 2548 nucleotides. RefSeq lists its product as uncharacterized. The transcript has 5 exons. Lineage: Eukaryota; Metazoa; Mollusca; Bivalvia; Pectinida; Pectinidae. The record is from RefSeq and is a predicted model, not a curated record. Bases 200 to 574 code for a protein of 124 amino acids.
CCUACGCACACGGACGCCGCCUAUUGUGGGGGUGGAGAGCAACACAUAGUCUCCCAUAAUUACCAGCGACCAACAAAAAGCUGGAGCUGCUGUGAACUCGGCAGCAUAGAGCGACAGUCAGGACCCGGGAUAACACGUUGUGUGCUGUACAGGACGCAAAGAUUGUUUGUGUAUUUGGAUCAUUCCUAGAAUAACAGCCAUGGAUAUCAACUUGACAGCGGUCCUCAGUAUGUUCCUGUCCCUUCUACUCAUCAUGCCCGCCCUCUCAAUACCUCUAGACAGUCAAGAAACACAGGAACACCUCGAAGCGAAGAGACCGAAGUACAUGGACACAAGGGAACUGGGCGACAUGAUGCAAGACCUUGUCUACAACGCCUUAAAAGAACUCAUUAUGAAAGGGAAGGUUAACACAGAAGUCUUAGAGUCACCUGAGAAAUUUUCGGAAGAGACCAAUGAGAAUCCCACAGACGCGGGCAGCGUGGACAAGAGGAGGCGCCACCUAUCGUAUUGUCUCCGAAGGAGCGGCCGCAACUUUGUGCCCUACCCCUGUUAUAAGUAUGGAGGCCGACGAUAAACAACAUCGACAAUGACCAAACCAUUCAAGAUGAUCAGGUGAUCACAAACAAAAAACCAUCACGCUACAUAUCAGAUUUUCGUCAUUCUGUCGUGUUGUCAUGGAUACCUGGAUAAAAACGUUUGCUUUUCGUAGCAGUCAUUUCGAGGAGAGAAGUUUGACAUUUGACCUCCUAAAAUUUACAUCGUCUGCAAUGUUUAAUAGAUAUUGUCAUUUCUCCUGUUUUAUUAUCUGUAUUUUGUAUAUAAAAAUGAAGGUUGUGAUAUCAUAACUUUGGUAUAAUUUACCACACACAUAUGACAGGGGAGACAAUCGGGAUUUCUGAACUACUAGAGAAGUGUAUCCGGAUAUUGGGCCCUGCUCCGAACACACAAUUAAAUAUUUGAUCAACGUUUAUUUCGAAAAGUGAAACAAUUUAUUUUAUUUUAUCUGUUUCUUUUUUUCGUUUGAAAAAUCAAACAUUUUUGAAAUAAGAUAAAAUGUAACGAAGUAAAACCUGUCCCCGGAUAAACAGUCUACAAAAGACCAACGUCAAACAGCAGGCUGGGCGGCCUAGUGCAAUAUGAUAACGCAUUACUAGCUUAUCUUUUACCGUUGUUGUUGUUGUAAUCUACCAAUGUUUUUUUUUCCGGAUACAAUAGGUUUCGAACAACGUAGUUCCGGAUUAAUAAGACACCGAAAUAUAACACAAACUAGUUUAGAAGAAAUGAGUUUUCCUAAUUAAACAACAGAAACGAGUUGUCAUGAAUAGAAAGAAAAUUAAGGAGUUUUCUGGAUUAGGUGAGGAAGCCACCGGUUGUUGAUUUUUCAGCAGUACACGGGGUGGUUUAGAAGAAUUCAAUUUUAAUUUUAAGUGUUUUUAAGUAAUGGAACACCUAGUAAAUAUGUAACCUAGCUUGUUUUGUGUAAUAUUUCAUUUUAGCAUUUACGUACGAAUUAACUUAUUUUGUCUGGUAUAUUACCAGUCGAUAUUGUCUAAAUUUGUAGAUAAGCAUAAUUCAAACUACACACUUAGAUCUAGGUUAACAAAUACAAAAAUGAAAUAGUUUAGGUGAAACAUAAGGUUCUUUAUUUAUCACAGGAUUGAAAAAACAUCCAUAAAAUAAUUAUUUUUAUUUUGUAGUGAAACAACAUUUAUCUAAAACGUCUACAUGCUCUGCAAAUUUUUCAUAAAAUUUGUAUCAUGUGCAUUUAGAAAUUAUAACAUCUCUAAUUCUGAAAGAUGUCAUCUUGUAGGCACUUAAAGGCACUUACGGGCACCUGCGCCAUAACAUUGUAAUAUGCAUCUACAGGCACUUAACACUAAAAGGCAUUAACGGGCACCUGCAGGCAUCUACAGGCACUUAACACUAACAGGCACUAAAAGGCAGCUACAGUUUACAUUAACAAAUAGCGGUGUCCUCCCUACCAGCAAUUAAAUAAUCCAAAUAAAAAAAAAUACCUGUCAAAUUCCUCACUGUCACGUCAUGCAGUAUACUGGUGUAGCGGUGGUAUUUGAAAACAGAUCGAGGUGCAACGGGGAUCCUAGGUUCUCGUGUAAGCAUGAUCCGACUGCAAAGGUUUGCUGAAGUUGCCGGGCAUUUUGACCGCACGGGAUGUUGAUUAUAAAAUAGUUUUGUCAACAUAUAUAUAUCUAAAGAAUCCCUCGCCUAAUGGAAAACCUUUUUCUCGACUUGGUGUUCCUGUUUAGUUGGAUUGAGUGUGUUUCUCUGUCAUGUUUUAUUUAUUAAAUGCUUACACAAGUGUGUGCAAAUAGGAAAAUGAAAAAUAUCUUUAGUUUAAGUGUUCAGAAAACGGAUAGAUUGAAACAGAAUACCAUUCCUGUCAAUAAACUGAACAACAGCGACACCUACACCACCUGAGCAGCAUACCUCUUAUACUGAUAACACGUACAUGGUUUGAAACCCUUCUCAUUAUGCAUACUGUUACAUUGUUCUGUAUAUGAACUCAUUAAAUAUAUUUCUUUUAAACGAC